Messenger RNA from Striga hermonthica, 603 nucleotides. The record is from the annotation of a GenBank genome assembly. Lineage: Eukaryota; Viridiplantae; Streptophyta; Magnoliopsida; Lamiales; Orobanchaceae.
AUGGAGCUGUGGGGGGCGUUGACCGGCUCGAUCGGCCACUACACGGGGCUGUCUCCGGCGGCCUUCUUCACCAUACUGGCGCUGAUGUUCGUCACCUACAAGGUGGUCUGCGGCAUGUUCGUCGCCGCCGAUGACUACGCCGCCGUCAAGAGGGCCAACGAGUUCGUGGCCCGCGAGCCGGUUCAGAUGGGCGACGUCGCUGAGGAAGACCUGAGGGCUUACGAUGGGUCCGACCCGGAAAAGCCGCUGCUCAUGGCCAUCAAGGGACAGAUCUACGACGUCUCUCGCUCCAGGAUGUUCUAUGGGCCCGGUGGGCCUUAUGCACUGUUUGCCGGUAGGGAUGCAAGCAGGGCCCUGGCCCUCAUGUCAUUCGACCCAAAAGACCUCACCGGGAACAUUGAAGGCCUGAGUGAGUCCGAAUUGGAGGUUCUCCAAGACUGGGAAUAUAAGUUCAUGGAGAAGUACGUUAAAGUCGGACAAUUAGUUUCUAAAGAUGCGCCACAGUUGAAAGAAACCGAGAAUGAAGGUGAAUCGAGCAAGCAUGAUGAUGAUGGUGAUGACAAAUCGCAGGAAAAGAUAGCUGAAGGAAAUGAAAUGCAUUAA